Girardinichthys multiradiatus is the source of this 7918-nucleotide messenger RNA. It is a transcript of the gene rbms3, whose product is annotated as RNA binding motif, single stranded interacting protein. The record is from RefSeq and is a predicted model, not a curated record. The transcript is spliced from 15 exons. Gene Ontology annotation, molecular function: mRNA 3'-UTR binding; poly(U) RNA binding; poly(A) binding. The coding region runs from base 1037 to 2296 and encodes 419 amino acids. NCBI's taxonomy places the organism in Eukaryota, Metazoa, Chordata, Actinopteri, Cyprinodontiformes, Goodeidae. Gene Ontology annotation, cellular component: ribonucleoprotein complex; cytosol; nucleus.
AGAAGGAGAGAGAGAUAGAGGCUUGGAUACUGAGUGACAGAGAAAGCACACACGAGAGAGUCGGACUGUUUAGAUGAGCGAGAGAACCAAGGAAGAAUAAGGAGCACGUUUUGUAGAAACAGAGAACAGGAUCGCAAACGAGAGACUUCAGGACAGAAGUGGUCUUUUUUGUAAUCACUUGUCUACAAACUGGAAGUCUGUGGAUUGGCUAACCAACCAGUGGAUUUUUAAAUAUACGCCUGUGCCACAUCAUUUACUGGGAUCUUUCUCUUUUAUCUGGGAUCCUGCUGACUCCACUGCUACAGACUGUGAUAGCUUUCUGUGUCUGUGCUAAGCCCUGGUGUUGUGAGACAAAGUGCAUCUGUUGGCAACUGGUACUGACGAUAUCUUCUUCUGUCAAACAGGACAGACAUCAUCAGAUCAGAGAAGGGAGAAAGUGUAUGUGUGCGUGAGUGUGUGUGUAAGAGGGGGAAAGACCGAAAGCGAGGGGCAGUGAGAGAGUGCGAUUAAAGCCAAGCCAAAGAACUGGAGUGAACAGCUUGAAUAGAGAAGAUAACCUAUACGUCCUUUCCCGUUUUUCCUUACCAUUCCUUUCCUCCUCUCCUCUUCCUUCCAUUUUCAACAUUCUUAGGACUGACAGAGCUACUGCCACCUGCACCUCCUUGCGUCUCCUCUUUCCUCUUUCUCCUCUACCUCACCCUAACUAUCCGAUCGUGAACACAUUGCUCUCGGUUCAGGCACUUUUGAAAAUAUUCCUUGUCCAUCAGUCAGUGGGCACCUGCCUGGUAGCAAGUCUCUGGAACAGCAAGGCAAAAGUCAUCAGGAGCUCCCUCAUCAGAGGCAGAUCUUCUCGGAAUCCCAGUCCGGCACACAAAUCCCGCCUUCUCCCCAGAGGACCAGCUUGCAACACACUCGUGCAGAUAGCAAAGCCUGGAAUUGCACAGCCCCAUCGUUGCCUCCACCACAUUUCUAGCUACUUGACAGCUCCCGCCCCCGUGUCACCAUUCCCUGCCUCAGUGCUAAGGAUUCCAGCUACAUGGGCAAGCGAUUGGAGCAGCAGCCAAUGUACCCUCAGUACACCUACUACUACCCCCACUAUCUCCAAACCAAGCAGCCCUAUGCUCCACCCCCUCAUCCAAUGGCUCCUCCCAGCCCCAGCACCAACAGCUGCAGCCAGGGAGGAGUGGAGCAGCUCAGUAAGACCAACCUGUAUAUUCGUGGUCUGCCACCUGGAACCACUGACCAGGACCUCAUCAAGCUUUGCCAACCGUAUGGGAAAAUAGUGUCAACCAAGGCCAUUCUUGACAAGAACACUAACCAGUGCAAAGGUUAUGGCUUUGUGGAUUUUGACAGUCCAGCUGCAGCACAGAAGGCAGUGUCGUCUCUCAAAGCCACUGGGGUGCAAGCCCAAAUGGCCAAGCAACAAGAGCAGGACCCCACCAACUUGUACAUCUCCAACCUGCCAGUGUCGAUGGAUGAACAGGAGCUCGAGAACAUGCUGAAGCCCCUGGGUCACGUCAUCUCUACAAGGAUACUUAGGGAUGCCAAUGGGGUCAGCAGAGGAGUCGGCUUCGCCAGGAUGGAGUCAACAGAGAAGUGUGAGGUCGUGAUACAGCAUUUCAAUGGCAAAUACCUAAAAACCCCACCAGGCAUUCCAGCCCCCACAGAGCCUUUGCUGUGCAAAUUUGCAGACGGAGGGCAGAAGAAACGCCAAAGCCAGAGCAAGUAUCCUCAGAAUGGGAGACCGUGGCACAGAGAAGGCGAGACUGGCAUGGCGUUAACAUACGAUCCUGCUGCAAUGCAGAAUGGUUUCUACUCCUCGCCUUACAGCAUUGCCACCAACCGCAUGAUCGCACAGACCUCCAUCACACCCUUCAUUGCUGCUUCCCCUGUUUCCACAUAUCAGGUCCAGAGUACGUCAUGGAUGCCUCAUCAACAAUAUGUUAUGCAACCAACAGGUGCAGUGAUCACGCCAGCCAUGGACCAUACUAUGUCCAUGCAGCCUGCCAGCAUGAUGGGCCCUCUCACCCAGCAGAUGAACCAUCUGUCCCUGGGCACUACAGGAAGUCCCUCGCAGUACAUGACUGCUGCUGCUGCCGCCGCUGCGCCUAUGCAAGGGACCUACAUUCCCCAGUACACUCCUGUGCCUCCAACAGCCGUCCCUGUCGAAGGAGUGGUGACAGAUGCCUCACCCCAGACGGUGGCUCCUUCAUCACAGGAGGUGGCUGGCCAGCAGCAACAGAUCCAGGUGGACAGUGCCGAUCAUGUUCCUGCUUACUCAUACCAGUCCAAAUAGCAACGGCCUGAGCGAAUGUUCCUGUGACAGCGUUGCCUUGAGACAGAGGGUGGCUGCACUGUGAAUGUGAGGAAAAGAAAGAGAUUACUUCCAGAUUGCCCAGGCACCAAAAAAGAGACAAUUUUUUUUCAUUUCCUACCUGGCCUACAAGAAAAAAAAAGUUAAGACUGAGGCAAAGAGUGCUGAGGAAAGGGGGGAUGUGGGGGAAAUUACUGGGCACAGUGCAAAGAAGUAAAUUGUUUUAGUCUGGGAACGAAACCUGCCGAAAGGACUGGGCUGAAGCUUGAGAAGUUUCUCAAAGAAAAUUCCCAACUAUCAAAAAAUAGAAAAGGCAAAAAAAUAAAAUAAAUAGAGAAAAUUAAAAAAAAGGUUGAAUGCGAUGGUAGGUGAUGACGUUUAUUUUCUAAUUAGAAAGGGGGAGUCAAAGUUUGAGAUACACAGAGAUUGUCUUCCUCAGAUAUUAAGCUACAGUUUCUUUUCAGUCUUUUUUAUGUUCUAGUGUUAAAGCUUAGUUUUCUAGAUGUAUUUCAAAAAACGUUUUGUUUUCUUUCUUGAAUCUUCAUGGCCUUAAUUUGAAGGGCGCCAGAAACUUUUUACAGAGUUAAAGUCUGACGUCUUGUUGGGAGGGUUAAAAAAAAGCAAACCGUCUCUUGGACCUCUAUGGGGAGGGGUUUAAAAUGCUGAAUAAGUUGCUCUAAAGAUGAAAAAAAGAAUCUAUCACAUAAGCUGUACAGAUUUAAUAGAGAAAAGCUUUUUUCUUUCCUUUCUUCAUUAGAAGAAAACUUUGAUAAUUAUUAUGUCAGAGGUAACUAAGUGUCAGAAGUAAACAAAAUGUCUGUUGUCGGGGUGGGAUGAGAGGGAGAUGCAUUGAAGAGAUUUUACACAAUGAGGAAAAACAGAAAACAUAAGAAGACACGUUGCACUGUGGGUGCAGUCUGUUGCAAAUGCUGAACUUGUUUUUUUAUUCUCAUUAUCAUUUUACAUGCCGCUGUCGAUGACAUUAGUGCUUUUUAUCGGCCACAUUUGACCUUUUUUAUGAGCUUUAAGAUGUUUUUAGCCCGCUUUGCUUGUCACACUGCAAAAAAAGAAAAAGAAAAAAAACAUAAAAUGCAAAAAAAAAAAGUGCAAAAAGUCUAAGAAAUCCUGGCAGUAGAUUCAGUAGGAGCUUAUGGUUUAAACCAAUCAGUGCAAAAGCAAUAGAAGAAAUUGUUGACAAUUUCUGUAGUCUUUCCUAGUUGUGGAUCAAAUGCAGCCCAUGGAUGGCCAUUUUUAUACCAAAGAUGAAGAGACACUCUGAACCAGAGUUUUGGUUUAGUUCUUUUUUUCCUUUUUUUCAUUUUUCAGUUUGAUUUUCCUGUUGUUAAUGUUGAUGUUGUUGAUGUUAAUGUUGUUGAUGCAGGUGUUGUUGUUGCAGUUGUCGUCAUUUGUUUGUUUGCUUCUCCUUUUUUUGGUUUGUUUUCUACCUUAAUGGCCGGACCAGUCCUACAAUCCUUCUCAACAUGUUCCUUUAUUCAGAGUCAGGAUCAUUUCUCAUGGUUGUCCAAUUUGUCUCUCUUUUCCUCACACAAAUACACACACACACACACACACGCUGAUAAUGUAAACCCACACAACACACCUACAACCUCAAAAAUCAUCAGACAGUAUUUAAAGGUGUGACACGUGUUUUUUGUUUUUUUGUCCUGUGGAGGUUUUGAUGCUUUGAGGGUGUGUUUCACCUCUCUCCCACAUCCUGCAAGAAAGACAUUAGAUUGAAGAGAGGAGGGAAAUUGCUGGAAGUGCUCUGAGGUGUUUCCUCUCUGUGGUUUCUGUUUGUCUUAAUCUUGUCCAUUUGACCAAUGUUAACGCAAACAUUUCUGAGCAAAAUAUGUUGCGUUGAGAAUCUGUUUGCUGCUUUUUUGUCUUGAUUACUAUAACAUCCCAACAUGCAGCUUUCUUUGUAUUUAAACAAGAUGAGUUGAAUUUGCUGCAUUUUUUUCAGGCAGGUAAGAACAUUAUACAACACAGGCUUUGUCGUAUCCAGAAAUGAUUGCAUAAACUUUUUGACACCGAAUGGCACUCUUCUGGCCUUCAUUUUUAUGGUUCUCAAAAGGUGUUUUGCUGCAGUUGCUCUAUCCUUAACGUCUUCAUACCUUAAUGCAACAGCAGCAAGGCACCAGUAGGAGGCUGGAGGAAAGGCAUUGACUGAAACCACUUUCUGUAUGUCUGAUUUUCUUUUUAAAAUCCUUUAAAAAGUUCCAUUCCUUCUUUGUUAUGCUUUAGUUUGCACUCCCUGUUUGGUUUCAAGUUUCAAAAUAACUUAGACAUCUUCAUAUAGAACGUAGCAGCAAGAAUUUCAGUUAAUCAGAUCUUUCAACAGCUGCACAAAAUCUCUGCUCAUGUAGCCAGGUAAUGCUAAAUUUGGUUGACAUCUGUUACACCUUAUAGGAUUUUUCAAUUUGUUUGCUUUCCUGUGAAGUCACCAGCUGUCAGGCAUCUCAAUUCAGGGAAGACUUAUUUUCAUCUAAACAUGUAAAUGGAUUUCAAAAUGGAAAAGUGAAACGACCCUGACAUGGCAAUGUCUAUUGAUGUCUAAGUGUUGUUUAGUUGUGAAGUAGGCUUGUGGCGCUGAAAGUGAGGCUUUUUUUUUAGGGUUAACUUGAGAACAACAUAUGAGCUAGGCAUGGUUAGCAUAGCAUAGCAUAUUUUUAUUGGCUAAAAACAUUCUGCCCCUCAUAAAGAUGUGUAAAACAUUUUUUUUUUUAUUAAUCAUUUAUUGCAAUAGCAAAACUUCAUUAAGAAUUAAAAAAAAGUAAAAUUUAUUUUGAGUACAUUUAUUUAGUAGGGAAAACUUUGGACGUUAACAAAAACAACCUCACCAGUAUCACCAUUACUGUUGUGGCACCCAGAGCAACCCCUGUAAAAUACGUUUAACAGAUUUUGUAUGAUUAUCCACUCUUUAAUGUAUCAGGGUAUCUAGUGAGUUUGAUUUACUAAUCCACAAAUUCUGUCUCCCUGGGAUACAAAUAUGGCAAAGAAGCCAAUUUCUCUUACCUAUUACUUAAAAUGGGAAGGACAUGAGAACACAAAACAUUAGAUGUUUGUCGCUCUUCACAAAAUAGUUUGCUACCUAAACAUGCCCUAAUGUUACGUCAGAGCACCUAUUAAAACAUCUAAAGCCACGCACAGUCAGGAGGAUGGGAGGUAAAUACAGACUGUUAGUGGCAUCUUGUGGUCACCAAGUCUGCAAAACAGUUUUUUUAAAGGUAUGCCAAUAAUUGUAGAGGAUGUUGUAAGGACAGUAACUGGCUGACCUGAAAAAGCCAUAAAAAUGUACAUUUGGAAGAUAAAGUUAAGGUUAAAUAUGGUCUUUAAAACACCAGCAUUUAUCACAGAGCAUUAUUUUGACACCAGAUUCUAUCCACUCAAAGAUAUUGAAGCCAUAUAUAUUUCUGGAUUCUAUAAAAAAUGUAUAAAAUUUAGCUUUGGAAAUGUUGCUGACAAAUGUUUAGACAAUGCACUUAAUAGCUGCAAAUGGGAGACAAAAUAGAUGAUUAAUUUGUACAGAAUUAUAAACUAGCACAUGCUUUUCAUCUGUCUGCUUAUUGAUUUAACUGCAAACACAUGAAGUUUAUGACCUACCAAUGUUUUAUUUAGUCUUUUACAAAAAGCUGUAAAACUGCUACUGUGCAGUACGGGACUGUAACCAGUCCAAAAAUAAAAUAAUUGAGCAGAGAAAAGGCUGGUUAAAACCAAGCAAUGGUGUCUCAUUGCCAUCAGUUCUCCACCAUCACUGUGACACUAACAAGCCACCAUAGAAGUGUGUUUAAAGCCAAAAAAAGGACAAAUUGUUCUGAACACCUUUCUGAUUAUGGGCCCACUAUGGCAGAUCUGUGGGUACUAAGUGCGCUCCUCACCAGCCAUAUCAAGUCAUUGAUGGCAGCUCCUCGCUCGCCCUCUACUCUGAGUGCCCGUUACACCCCUUGUUAUCCCAUCAGGUUGCACAAACAACCCCCUUUCCUCUGAUCCUGUCUUUCCAUUCCUGAGCAGCAUGAGGCUUGCAGUGACUUCACAUCUGUGGACUGUCCCCAAGAAAAUUGUCUGUGGGAGAACAGCAAUUUCUGCCCACAUUACAUCAGCCUGUUGGUGUUUUUAGUGUUCACCCUCCUACUUUACCACAGCUGUGGUGCAGCAGCUCUAAAAAAUGACAACUGGCACAGUUUAUGUGCCAUGGCCAGGCCAGGCUCCUUUCUGCUCUGAUUUUCCAUCCCUACCUUCUUGUUUGCCUUCUCCCUCUCAAAGUUUGUAUUUGAGGUUUCUCAUCUUUAUUAGGUGGUGCAAAAGCAGAACCACAAACCAAUUUCAGUCACUCUUGCAAUGAGCCUUGACGGGCCCAAUUUGUCUCCCUCUGGGUCUAUAGGAUCCACUUCAAUGUCCCUCAAAAGAAUUGUUUUUCUCCUGAAAGAGAAAGAGAGGAGGAUGAGCAUUUUGUUUGGUCACAAUUGCAAAUGAGGUCUCAUGUUUCAUUGUUCAGUUCUACUGAUGGCCUGCAGAUUGCAGACAAGCUAUGUCAUCAUGCAUGGUUAUGUAUAUAAGUAACAAUCAAAUUGAACAUUUAGUGCCUUUUAACAAAUCUUCCAGAUGAUUCCAUGUUCUCUCAGUAGUAAAGCACAUGGAAGAGCUUGUGGAAGAACUUAUAGAGUCUGCUUAAUGGUGCUAAAGAUGAAGCUGUGCUGUUUGAUCUGCAUGGGAUUGUUGGACCUCAAACUAACUCUGUUAACUUGAGAUUGCGCAAAUGAAGCUGGGCCACAGGUGCAUGCUUAAAGCCAUAAUAUAAUUUUAUUUUUUCUGUGGUCCAACAAUUUUUGUCUUCCAUCUGCAAAACCAGAGGUCAUAUCAAACUAUCCGUUUGAUAUGACAUCCAGGUCAAACAUCCAGGUCAGUUUGCCCCUUUGCCUAUUUAAAAUUAUAUUUUGUUCCCAUGUGUUGCCAAUUGGCCCCUACCUACAUGCAUUCUGACUAGUAGACAAACUAUUUCAUAACCGUGUUCUUAAACUAUUGCGUAUCAGUUUAUUUUUCUUGGCAGAGAAAUAUUUUCAUGAUAAAUGAAAAGAAAAGUAAUUAUAAAAAUGCUCAGACCUCACAUUUCAUAGAAUCUAUCAUUUAUUUUUCAAUGUUUAUUUUAUUACAGCAUCAUUCUGAUGAUAGAGGUUAUUUAUUGCAGGCAUAUAACCACAUUUCCUUAGAGUAGACUAUGAGUUGGUCAGAAAAAAGUGCUGUAAUCUGUUCUCAAAGUGGAAAUUGAAGGUUGCUAAAGCAGGUAUAAAUUACCUCAUUGUAAUAAAAUUGGUAAUAAAUGAAAUGUCAAAUGAACCAAAACUACAAAAGCAAAGAAUUCUGUAGUGGCAAGAUAACAGAGCAACCAAUUGUGACCAUCAAACAGUAACCAGCUGUUCUUUCCCUUCUUCUAGUCUGCCACUCUACUUCUGCCUAAAAUUAGCUCUCAUCUCCUACUGAAUAUCUUCUCCCGUGUUUUGUCUUUAACAGGUAAUACUGGUCCUUAGGGCUUGACUGAUGCACAAACUCUGCUCUUCUCUACUAGUGUCACAUUAAAGCAGAGAUGAUUUUCUAUACCAGUUGUAA